Molecule: messenger RNA, 359 nt
Organism: Schizophyllum commune H4-8
Lineage: Eukaryota; Fungi; Basidiomycota; Agaricomycetes; Agaricales; Schizophyllaceae
Exons: 1
Coding region: 146-340 (64 amino acids)
Source: RefSeq, a predicted model, not a curated record
CGUCGUUAUUUGGCGAGUCGACGGCUUCGUAUCUUUUUCUGAUCUGCAUCGAGCUUAUUUUUUCUCCAGCAUGAGGUCCAACCUACCAGCCUUUUUCCGGCAGGGAUGCGGACGUCUCUCGCAGUGACUUUUGGUGUGUGCUCAUAUGCCUCGAAGACGCGACAGAUCUUUGGGAGUUUUCAGUUUCGUCAUUAGCUUCGCUGGCGUCUUCGCGCUGCUUCACUCAAAUAGAAUUCCUGUAUCUGACUGUAGGCCAUCGUCUGUCCUCGAUUGUGUGCGGUCUUCGACUGUCUUCCCUCCUUUGUUCAGUAGUUCCAUCCGAUGGGCUGGCUUCGAGUGAGCACGUAGUUUGUUGGCUG